Molecule: messenger RNA, 560 nt
Organism: Mycena citricolor
Lineage: Eukaryota; Fungi; Basidiomycota; Agaricomycetes; Agaricales; Mycenaceae
Source: the annotation of a GenBank genome assembly
UGGCUGUCAUGAUCUAUACGAGGCCCAGCCGCCGGAUAAAGCUUGCCCGAAUUUGUCAUGGAAAGUUCGGGCGCGGAAUCCACCAUGCAGCCCACAGCAGAGGAUUACCUAGAGCAACCCGGCUCGGACGAGAAACCCGACUACGAUCCUUAUCUGAUAGAUUCUUUCGAAGAGGGAGACCUGCGAAUCCACAGGUAUUUAUGCCACACCGUUGGAAUGUUAUUCGUCGAAUUUAACGCCUCGAUCAAGAACUGGAGCAAGCUGCAGCGAUGGUAUCUUACCGUCUUCUCAGGCCUCUUGGUACUGAAUGCAACAUUCGCGAGCGCUGCGCGUCAGUCCAAUCCUUUCCUGCGGCUAGCUAUCAUUCAUGGGAUCAUGUCAGCUUCUGGAAUCGCCCCUCUGUUGGCAGAGCAUUACCAUCUCUCGGCAGAGGGGACGACUUUGGCCCUCUCUCUUUUCAUCGUCAGACUCCGCCGCAUCUGUGAUGACUGCGUCUCCCUGACAUGCUGCUAGACUGGUUAUAUCGUGGGGCCUAUGCUCUGGGGACCUUUAAGUGAACA